Molecule: messenger RNA, 921 nt
Organism: Eruca vesicaria subsp. sativa (arugula)
Lineage: Eukaryota; Viridiplantae; Streptophyta; Magnoliopsida; Brassicales; Brassicaceae
Source: the annotation of a GenBank genome assembly
AUGAGCCGGCUCCGAGCAUUUUCUUCUCCGGAUUUAGUUCCUUCUGAUUCUGGAUCUGUUACCUCCCCAACAAGAACCACAGAGCACCAAUCUCAUGAAACUUCUGGUUUAGAAGGCAUCUCUACGAAUGUUAAGCUACUCCUGAAACUCGUUCAAGAUCACAACGAAGCGAACUCAAAGCAACGAGAUGAAUGGAAAGCACAGAGAGUCACCACAAUGAUGGCGAUACUCGACGAUUUAAAGACACGGAUCUUGAAAGCUCAAUCAUCAUCAUCAUCAGGGAAAAAGGAGCUUAGAAGAUGCAAUACAGAACUGAAACCGAGGCAAGAUCCCAACAAGAGUCCCACAAAGCCGCCUUUAAACGAUCUUGACGAUGUUCAGAAGCUGAGAAAAGACCUAACCGCGAGCAUGGCUGCAAGAAAGAGUCUUCAGAUGAUGUGUUCAAGUUUAGGCAAGGAGAAAGAGAUAAUGGCUAUCGAGCUUUCGAGGAAAGCUUAUGAAUUGACCGAAAUGGAGGAGCUUAUAAGUGAUCUCAAGGCUCAAAAUGAGAAAUUACUUAAGAAAGUUCAGAACUGCGCGGUAGAGCACAAGAAAGAAGAUGGUGAUGGAGGAGGAGGAGGAGACAAAGACAUGCCUCUUCAGGGAAGAAACAAAGAGUUGUCUGAACAGCUUCUCAAGUCUAUUGACGGAUACAGAUCUCUUAAAAGGAGAUACAAAGAAGUUCAAGAGGAAAAUGGAUCGAUGAGACAAGUUCUUAAAGAUUCUGCAGAAGAAGUGAAUGCUGGGGCUCAGAGGCUAAUGGAAUUGCAUGAGAAUGUCACAAGAAAAGAUGAAGUGGAUCUUGAGAAGGAGAUUUCAGAACUAGAGAAGUUGUUUCAAGAUAUUGGUCUAAAGAUUUCCAACCAUUCCCAAAUAAAGUAA